GGCCAGCACGCGGCCGCUCUGCUAUCCCACAGUUCCAUGAGGUGAAGAUGGCGGCGGUGUUGGAGCGGAGCUACAUAGAAAUAUGUGGUUUUGAGAGGGAAACUCUACAGAGAUACCGAGAAAUAACAGUAAACCUCGGUCUUAGUGCACUUCCUGGUGGGGUAAAAUUCCCUGACAGCGCUGGAGGUUUCCACUAUGCGGAGAGUGGGAAAUUGUUGUCCAUCACCAGCAACAGAUUCAUACACUGGUCCACAUCAGGGGACACGGUGCAGCUUUUGGAGCAGUCUCUGGAUACCAACCUGCUCAACAACGCCGUCAAACUCAAGUUCACCCACUGUACCGUGCUGCCUGGGGGAGUGAGCAUUCAGGAGACCCUCAACAAUGUCAUCGUCCUCAUUGCCACCAACCAGAGUGUGCACCGCAUUGUGCUGCUGCACCCCACACGCAUGUACCGCAGUGAGCUGGUGACGGAGUUCCAGAUGCAGUCCAUCUUUGCUGACAUGGGAAAGCUCAGCCUGCAGGAUCCUACCCACAGUGCCAUCAUCCCCAUGACAACAGUGGGGCAGACAGCUGGCCCAAGUGCUGCCACAGCCUGGCUCAGCCACCGGGGAGAAGCCCACUACGCCCUGGCCUUACCUGCUGGUGGCAUCAUGGUCGUCACCUUUCCACCGCACAACACACAGGGGAGUGUGACGGCGGUGGAGCUAAAGAGGAGCUCAAUGAUGCAGCGGCUGGCUGGCUGGAUGCCUUCUGCCAUCCGGGGGGAGCAGAGUCCUGGGGACCUGGCCCUCAGCCUGGCAGUCAGAGAGCUGGAGGAUGACUCCUUCAUCUUUGCCAUCUGCCAGGAUCACAAACUACGCAUGUGGUCCUUCAGGGACCAGACCUGUCUGCUGGAGGCUGACAUGUUGGAGUACAUGCCCGCCUGUAAAGGCGUGAAGCGGGUGGCAGGUCAGGGCCAUCGGCUGCGCCUGGCCUUUUCCUCCACCACAGGCCUGUGUCUGGCCGUCUACAUGGCCGUCCCGCAGAGAGGACAAUUCACUGUCCUGCAACUGGUCGCCACUGACAGCAAUCGCUACAGCCUUGACCACAUCUCCUCGCUCUUCUCUACACAGGAGACACUGGUGGAUUUUGCCCUGACCUCUACUGACAUCUGGGGCCUCUGGGUGGAUGACUCCAACAGUACCAUCAUCAAAUACAUCAACUUUGAACACAACACAGCAGGCCAGUGGAACCAGGUGUUUGUUCAGCCGCCACCAGAGGAGGAGGUCCACAUAGGAGUGGACCAGGACCCCAGGGAGACCUACCUGGAAGUACUCUUCUCCCCUCUGCGCUUCACUGCUUCAGCCAUAGUUAAAGCUCUACAGAUCUACAGGAGAGGAUCAGAGAGGAUUGUUGACUUACCCUGGGAGACUCUGAAAAAAGAGGUGACAGUGGCUGUGGAGAAUGAGCUGCAGAGCAGUGUGACAGAGUUUGAGUUUUCUCAGGAGGAAUAUCGGCAGCUGCAGGUCGAGUUUUGGUCCAAGUUCUACGCCUGCUGCCUGCAGUACCAGGAGGCCCAGGCAAUGCCUCUGGGUCUGACCAUCAGCCCACACACUGCCAUGGUGUGCCUGUUCAAGAGGGGUUUUGUGUCCUUCCUCCUCCCCUGCUUUGCGGUGGACCACCUGUACCUCUCCUAUGAUGAGUACCUCUUUUCAGAGGAGGAGACACCUAUAGCUGAAGACCCUGAGGUGGGCCGGGACAUUCUUCAGCUGGUUCAGUGUUUGCGGCUGGUGAGUGACGCUGUGUCGGGCGAAAUGGCCUAUGAGAUGGAGAAAGCCCUGGAACAUUUACAGUCACCUGAGAGAGCUGCGGAGCUGGUCCUGGAAAACAUGCUGGCCAAUGACAACGACAACAUGAUUGAGGACAUCCAGAACAAACUGCAGGACAUCCGUAACCCCACUGCAGCUAUGAUUGUCCUGCUGAGGGAAAUGGACCUGGAGACCGACUCAGAGACCGGGGGGGACGGGCCCAUUGCACCAGGGCAGAGCCUGAAUGUGCGGAUCAGCCUGUCCCAGCUGUAUGGCAGCAGCACGGCGGUGACGGUGGUGUGCCAGGCUGUCUGCCACAUGGCCAUGACCAGAGCUCUGUUCUGUAGAGACCUGCUUAUCCUUCAGAAGCUAUACCUCCGCCUCGGUGACAACGUGUUUCUUGGUGGUGGGGCUCAGCUACUGCAGCUUCAGCAGGAUCUGAUUCCCCGGAGCUCCCACCUCCUGUCCUCCUACUACCUCCUCAAACACAUCAGCCAGAGUCUGGCCUCCACCGUCCCCAUGGACAUCAUAGAUGCCAACCUGCAGCACCUUUCAGUUUUGGAGCUCUCUGACUCCCCGGCCCUUGCUACCAACAGAUCAGUUCUCAGUCCCCAAACGGUGGUGGAGCUGUUCUACCAGACUGUAGCCAGGAAGGCCAUCAUCUCCCAGAUCUACAGCCAGCAGCAGAGCCCCUCACCAGGCAACGCCCUGCUGCACUGGCCCCACAUGGCCUCUAAUGUGGUCAACCUGCUCGCACAGCUCCUUUGGCCCAGUAACCCUGGUUUCCAGUUUCCUGAGUGUCUGAUGGCCAACUGCCAGUACACACAGUUGCAGGAGUAUGUGAGGCUGAUCGGCCCCUGGUGUCAGGUGAACGUCGGCUCCUGUCGCUUCAUGCUGGGCCAGUGUUACCUGGCUAAUGGAGAGGGUCAGAAGGCUCUUCAGUGUUUCCAGGAAGCAGCAACAGAGGUGGAAAAGGAGGAGUUUCUGAUGAGACUGACAGGAGCUGAGGAGGAAGAGGCUGCCUCUACCCCGCGGUUACAGUACUACAACAAGGUGCUGCGUUUACUGGAGGAUGUUGGUCUACCAGAGCUGGUCAUCCAACUGGCCACUUUGGCCAUAACAGAGGCCAUCAACGACGUCCGGAGUCAGGCUGCUCUGUGGACACGAAUAUUCAAACAUCACCUGGACCUGGGCCACAACAGCCAGGCUUAUGAGGCUCUCACUCAGAUCCCGGACUCCAGCAGGCAACUGGACUGUCUUCGUCAGCUGGUGGUCGUGCUGUGUGAACGCUCCCAGCUCCAGGACCUGGUGCAGUUCUCCUAUGUCAAUUUGCAUGACGAGGUUGUCAGUAUCAUCGAGUCUCGGGCCAGAGCCGUGGACCUGCUGGCUCACAAUUAUUAUGAGCUGUUGUACGCCUUCCACAUCAACAGACACAACUACAGGAAAGCGGGAACGGUGAUGUUUGAGUAUGGGAUGCGUUUGGGUCGCGAGGUGCGGACUCGCCUCGGCCUCCAGAAGCAGGUCAACUGCUACUUGGCCGCCCUCAACUGUCUCCGCCUCAUCAGACCAGAAUACGCCUGGAUUGUCCAGCCCACAUCUGGAGCCAUGUACGAGCGACCAGGCGCAUCACCAAAGAGGAACUAUGACGGGGAGUUUGCUGCUGAUCCAGUGAAACGUCAGGUCGACAUCCUGGAACUCAAGGACCUGGAGAAGGAGUACAUCCUGGCCCGCAGCCGCCUCACCUUGGCCCAACAUCACCAGCCCUCUGCUGCCAUCGCAGGCAGUGCCUCUGCUGUGGAGAUGGUGGCCCUCUUGGUCCAAACAGGACUGUUUGACUGUGCCCUCUCACUCUGCCAAACCUUCAAGCUCCCUCUGAUGUCGGUCUUUGAGGGUCUGGCCUUCAAAUGCAUCAAGCUUCAAUACAGCGGAGAGGAGGUGCAGAACGAAGCCUGGAACUGGCUGGCCGCCAACCAGCUGUCAACAGUCGUCAACACCAAAGAAUCGAGUGCCACAGAUGAAGCAUGGCGGCUGCUGGCCUCCUACCUGGAAAAAUAUCCCUCUCCCAAUGCCCAACACUACCGCUGUGUCAUCAACAAGCUGCUGUCCCACGGUGUCCCCCUGCCUGAUUGGCUGGUGAAUGCCUACAAGGCAGUGGACGCAGCGUCUCUGCUGCGGCUCUACCUGAACUACGACCUGCUGGAGGCAGCAGCUGAGCUGGUGCUGGAGUACGUGGACGCUCUGCUGGGGAAGGGACACCAGUACUUUGGGAUAGAGAGGCCCCUGUCAGCCACAACACCGUCAGUUUGGCUGCCGUACACAGCCAUCGACCAGCUUCUGCAGGCGCUGAACGAAACACAGACCAGUGCUGCUACCUACAACAAAGUGCGAGACAAACUGGACGACUACCACAAGCUGGUGCAGCAGACGACAAGGCGAAGGCUCCUGGCCCAGUAGAUCCACAACUUCCCAAGUCACUUCACACUGCCUGUAGCUGCCAAGACCUCAGUGACCCUCCAGAUACCACCAACAGGAACUAUAAAUAUUUUUAUACCAUUACAAUUAAAAAAGAAAUUUGUAUUAAAAUCAGUUUUUUUUUGUUUUUUUUUUUCUUUUCUUGUUUUGGUCAUUGUUUCAUUCAAGAAGACUUGGAUGUAAACUCCAUGGGAACCAUGGUGUGGUCGUACCUGUAUUUGGCCCGAAAAUAUAUUGUGUAUGUGUGUGUGUGUCAUUAGAACUUGAACUGUGUUCCCCACGAUGUAUGAAUGUGUAUUUUUUAUAGAAGCAAAUUGUAAUAAGCUUUUCUUUUUUGUACUCUGCCUGUGAUGUUUGCCUUCAGAUUUGUUGUAAAUUGUCAUUAAAUAUAAGUUUUACUUGCA
This is a messenger RNA of Myripristis murdjan (pinecone soldierfish), 4663 nucleotides long. It is a transcript of the gene nup160, whose product is annotated as nucleoporin 160. Gene Ontology annotation, cellular component: nuclear pore. The record is from RefSeq and is a predicted model, not a curated record. Gene Ontology annotation, molecular function: structural constituent of nuclear pore. The transcript has 34 exons. NCBI's taxonomy places the organism in Eukaryota, Metazoa, Chordata, Actinopteri, Holocentriformes, Holocentridae. The coding region runs from base 48 to 4241 and encodes 1397 amino acids.